Messenger RNA from Ilyonectria robusta, 886 nucleotides. RefSeq lists its product as uncharacterized. The coding region runs from base 137 to 511 and encodes 124 amino acids. Lineage: Eukaryota; Fungi; Ascomycota; Sordariomycetes; Hypocreales; Nectriaceae. The record is from RefSeq and is a predicted model, not a curated record. The transcript has a single exon.
UGGAAUUGCUACGAGUUUGAUCUACGUAUCGACAUCUCGGCACGGCCGGUUGACAGUCGAAAAGGUCGCUGAUCUGAAGCGUCCUCACUAAUUUCAAAAAGAAAGAAAAAACGGGUCUGAUCGACUCGUACUAUGGAUGACGCUCCCUUUGAUAUGGUCUCGAUUCAAACCUCCCAGGCUGUGCUUGUUUCAUGGAGACCGGUACCACCAAAGUCCAACGCCAACAGUACAUUCCAAUACGAUAUCUGUCACUCAAUCCGGGCAGUGCAUGCACUACCCAGGCAAUUUCGAACCCCCCGCAAGUUCAAGACCUCGAAUCAAGCAUCGACCAGUCCAGGACACCCAUGCCCAGAUGACGCACGAUAAGGCUUCUCGGCAGCCGGGGAGUGACGGUGGGCCUCAGGUGCCUCCGGCCAACCGAGAGAUAUGUGGCUUCACCGCUAACACGACACUUCGCUCGAUACGAAGGCGUCGGUUGUCCAUCAAUGUGGACGACUCAUCAAUACGAUAGCGCAAGGUUCAGACCAGGACCCGUCCAGACGACGCGAAUCCUCCAUUCCACAAACCCCGACUUCAAUGGACCAGAACAUUACCUGCAAACUUAUGAUCAACGUCGCCAGAAGGCCCCAUCAAAACGGCCCAGGUGCGGUUUUAGGCAGAGUUGUUUCUGUUUUAGACAACAAGAGCUUGAUUCAGGUGCCCUUGCACCGAUCCAUCAAGAUGUCACACAACAGUGCCGACGCGCGUCCUCGCCCAACGACUUGACAAAGAGAGAAAUCCUGGCUGGAACCCAAAUUCCCUCUCUGAUCUUAGUCGCUAAGAUUGAGUUGGAGGAGGUCCUUUGGGGUCUUUACUGUGCUUCCAAGGAUGAAGGACCCGGUCGAGG